AUGGGUGCAGAUGAAGCUGUUAUCAUAACCUCUCAGCCUACCGGUGAUCAUGACCUACAAGAACAGAAACCAACCCUUUCCGACCGUAUACUCAAUGGCACGCGCGUUUGGGCUUCAAGAUUCUUCCCUUGGUCCGCAGAAAACGGCGAGGUCCACUUACAAGAUGUCGCCAAGGCACGAUAUGUCCCGUGGCUGGGUCUCAGCGCCAUGAUGCUUUCUGGAAUGACAAUCCUGUUUUCCUGGAUUGUGCUCCAGGUCGUCGACGGCCACCUGCAGAAGGAGGAAUCAUACUUGAAGCCUGCAUCAUGGCUGUCCGCCAUUCUCUCUGCCAACAGCGUUUUCCUCCACAUUGCACUUACAGAGGGGGUAACCAUGGCUUGGUGGUUCAUGGCGUCUCGCAAGAGUGCAACUGUUCGGGAUAUUCACGAUACAUGGACCAUGGGCCAGAGCCUCUCCGCCGUUCUACUUGCAGGGAAAAGAUUCAACUACGUUGCGCUAGCGACUCUUUUUGUGGCAUCCAUUCCCCUCAACGGCUUUUUGCUGCAGAACGCCAUUACCAUCGUACCUAGUUUUCGCAACACCACUCACAUACCAAUCAAUGUCGGCAUAGUGAACGAAUGGCCAGCCGGAUUCUCCGCGUACCUAUCAGACGGGUCUUUCAGCCGCUAUAAUGAUGUGUUUGGUGAUGCGAUGCAGCUGAUUGAUGGUGACACGGGCACUUACUGGGACGACACAUAUUUGAACAAGGCGAAAGAUCCCGACUCGGGGCUGUGCGGAGUCUUGGAUGCUUCCGGCACCUGUACUGGCAGGGUCGUCGCCCCUGGCUUCUGGCCCAACUGCACGACUUCAUAUGUGCCGUACAACAUGGACCCGAAAGACUAUCCCAACCAGACCCUCACCCGUAGGAUCUUCUCCACUAGCAUCGAUUGGGAUGUCGAGACACCCAAUGUCUUCACUUUCUCCAGCGUCCUCAAAUAUCUCCCUGAUUGUGACGGCCAGUAUCUUGUGCGCAACUGCACUUUUCAGGCAGCACGGAUUUCGUAUCCGUUCGCACUAUUUCCUACCGAUCGGCUGGGAGACCAUUCCAUCCUCAAAAAGACCAAAAACGAAAGUGUUGACGGCUUGAACGUCAUCAGCCUCAAUGUCGACACCACGUACGACAAUGACACGUUUGUAUCCUAUCUGGACUCAGCGCGUGACAUUGACUCCGGGUCUAGCACAUUCGGCGGUGUGGCGCAUUACCUACAGAGCGUGUUCAACGCCGAAAUGGAGUGGACCUGGAACGGAAGCAUCUGGAGUAUCAAUGCGACUGGAAGGCAAGCUGAGACCGCCGUACUGAACACGGCCACGGGCAUGGACGACCCAAACAUCGGCGACUACGGCCCUACUUCGCUUUCGGACCCCAACUUCUGCUACAACACCCUCUACUACUCGUACAUACAGGACAACAAUCACACUGUCAUCGAGGACGAAAUGCGCGACCGGCUCAGGAAUCUCAUGUUCAUGGCUAGCGUCCUUCAGUACGAAUACGAGUGGCUCCAGACUCCGAUUGACGUCUGGCCCCCCUAUCAGACAGUGCUUGGUCAACGCACCGCGCCGGUGCUGCGGUACAAGGUGCUUUAUCGUUGGUGGGCAGGCUCAUUGGCAGUAACUACUGUCAUCAUCCUGAUGAUCACGCCCACAUUCUGGGGCUUCUGGCGUCUGAGGGGCAAAGUGACGUUGAAUCCUGUCGACACGGCGGCAGCUCUUGACGCCCCCUUGGUUCAUACGGACAAGGACGUGGUCGACCCACGAUCACGGCUGAAGGAGAUUGGUGCGAGGCCACUCUACUCUGCCGGUCGAAGUGGGUCGGGAAGUACCAGUUUGGCGACAUUCUAUUGA
This is a messenger RNA of Cladophialophora yegresii CBS 114405, 1881 nucleotides long. RefSeq lists its product as uncharacterized. NCBI's taxonomy places the organism in Eukaryota, Fungi, Ascomycota, Eurotiomycetes, Chaetothyriales, Herpotrichiellaceae. The transcript is spliced from 2 exons. The record is from RefSeq and is a predicted model, not a curated record. The coding region runs from base 1 to 1881 and encodes 626 amino acids.